Messenger RNA from Oncorhynchus nerka (sockeye salmon), 1308 nucleotides. Its product is annotated as S-antigen protein-like. The transcript has a single exon. The record is from RefSeq and is a predicted model, not a curated record. NCBI's taxonomy places the organism in Eukaryota, Metazoa, Chordata, Actinopteri, Salmoniformes, Salmonidae. The coding region runs from base 1 to 1308 and encodes 435 amino acids.
AUGCUUCUUGGCGGCCCCAAGAGUGAAGGAGGCCCCAAGAGUGAAGGAGGCCCCAAGAGUGAAGGAGGCCCCAGUGAAGGAGGCCCCAAGAGUGGUGGAGGCCCCAAGAGUGGUGGAGGCCCCAAGAGUGAAGGAGGCCCCAGUGAAGGAGGCCCCAAGAGUGAAGGAGGCCCCAAGAGUGAAGGAGGCCCCAGUGAAGGAGGCCCCAAGAGUGAAGGAGGCCCCAAGAGUGAAGGAGGCCCCAAGAGUGAAGGAGGCCACAGUGAAGGAGGCCCCAAGAGUGAAGGAGGCCCCACGAGUGAAGAAGGCCCCACGAGUGAAGGAGGCCCCAAGAGUGAAGGAGGCCCCAGUGAAGGAGGCCCCACCAAGAGUGAAGGAGGCCCCACCAAGAGUGAAGGAGGCCCCAGUGAAGGAGGCCCCAAGAGUGAAGGAGGCCCCAGGAGUGAAGGAGGCCCCAAGAGUGAAGGAGGCCCCAAGAGUGAAGGAGGCCCCAAGAGUGAAGGAGGCCCCAAGAGUGAAGGAGGCCCCAGUGAAGGAGGCCCCAAGAGUGGUGGAGGCCCCAAGAGUGGUGGAGGCCCCAGUGAAGGAGGCCCCAGUGAAGGAGGCCCCAAGAGUGAAGGAGGCCCCAGUGAAGGAGGCCCCAAGAGUGAAGGAGGCCCCAAGAGUGAAGGAGGCCCCAGUGAAGCAGGCCCCAAGAGUGAAGCAGGCCCCAAGAGUGAAGGAGGCCCCAAGAGUGAAGGAGGCCCCACCAAGAGUGAAGGAGGCCCCACCAAGAGUGAAGGAGGCCCCACCAAGAGUGAAGGAGGCCCCACCAAGAGUGAAGAAGGCUCCAGUGAAGGAGGCCCCAAGAGUGAAGGAGGCCCCAGUGAAGGAGGCCCCAAGAGUGAAGGAGGCCCCAGUGAAGGAGGCCCCAAGAGUGAAGGAGGCCCCAGUGAAGGAGGCCCCAGUGAAGGAGGCCCCAAGAGUGAAGGAGGCCCCAGUGAAGGAGGUCCCAGUGAAGGAGACCCCAGUGAAGGAGGCCCCAAGAGUGAAGGAGACCCCAGUGAAGGAGUCCCCAAGAGUGAAGGAGGCCCUAAGAGUGAAGGAGGCCCCAAGAGUGAAGGAGGACCCAAGAGUGAAGGAGGCCCCAAGAAUGAAGGAGGACCCAAGGGUGAAGGAGGACCCAAGGGUGAAGGAGGCCCAAGAGUGAAGGAGGUUGCGGAGGACGAUCAAGGUGACGGAGGAGCUUGCGGAUGGAUAUCGGAGGAUCUGGCUAAAGAGUUUGCAAGGGCAUCGGGACACAAGCCCUACUUGAAAGAGACUGUUUGA